AUGGGGUUGACAUGCGUUAUUGCGAUAACAAAUGCUGCUCCGGUCGAACAUGUCGUGCCAUCAGAGAUCGCCAACUGUAUCAACAGACUUACGCCUGUAGUUAAUACCACUGAUGCGAAUAAAGUGCCCGGACUUGGGACGCCACAAGAUGUAUACCUGUAUUGUCUGCAACAGUUCGUGUGGAGAGCGGACAUGGUGCGAUGGGAGGACUACGACAUUACUAAGAAAGACAAGGACUUCAUCAACGGCCUUCUUGCAUCUAUGAUGAACUCAACCGGGGAGACCAACUCAAGAAACAAGCGUGGCGUAACGAACCCUCCGCGGCCAGCGACAGGUUUCCGCACCCGAAGGGAAUACAGAGUUUUAAACGACACAGAAAGAAACGCGUUUCAUCGUGUAUUGCGUACGAUGAAAACGAAUGGGGAGUAUGACAGGUUCGCAAAUCUUCACCGGGGCGGUGUAGCAACUUCCGCCCACGGGGGGCCCAACUUUCUCGGAUGGCACAGAGUAUAUCUAGUUUUGUUAGAGGAAUCUAUGCGAAGGAUUGACAGAACAGUUUCUCUCCCAUACUGGGACUCAACGCUCGACAACGAAAUGGGCAAUCCAGCAAACACAAUCUUGUUCUCAACCGAGUUCUUGGGAAACGGAUUCGGAGUUGUUACCACGGGACCGUUCGCCAACUGGACAACCUCAGAGGGUCAGUUGAGAAGGAACAUUAACGGCGGUAGUCGUCUGGUAUCUAGAAAUUUUAUCAAUUUGAUCAUGACGCGUUGUCGGACUCGCCAAAUAGCCCGUCCUACUGCCACUGCGACAUACGACCUUGAGUUAGAGCACGGAGGCCCCCACGUUUGGGUAGGUGGACAGAUGCGUGGUAUAAACACAGCCGCCCACGACCCCAUAUUUUUCCUCCAUCACGCCUUUAUAGACAAUAUAUGGGAAAGGUUCCGCGUCCGCCAAUCAACUGUAUGUAGCCCAAGAAUAAAUCCCAGCACAGAUUAUCCACCAGCUACUGGUGAACAUGCCCAAACUAGAUCGAUGGACGGACUACCAGGAUACAGAAAUAUUGAUGGUUAUCGCAACUACUGGACUACUACUUGGUAUAGAUACGAACCUGCUCUCAGUUGUCCUUCGUGUGGCACAACUCCCUAUAUAACAUGCAACACGGCCCGCAAUGUGUGCGUAUCCACUGAACGUAGACUUGUUGCGCAAGAAGGAGCCAUUGCAGGUGGAAGAUUAGCGUUUUCCCCAGCUGAAACGGCAACAUCUGUAAGUGCAGCUGAAGCAAAAGCAUUGGACGAAAGACUCACCGUCGGUCCAGUAUUCGACGCACCUCCCGCUGAACCCAGGACGCAGAGGGCUCAGCUGGCCCGCAUUGCAGAAGUGGCACGACGCGCGGGAAACGCCAAUCCUGAGGACGAUACCAUAGUUAUCGGCUAAAACGUUGUGCACAUUAGUACAUAAGUAUUUGAAUGUACGUUCUUUUUGGUGAAAGCGAAUAUAUUUCAAUCAUUCAUA
Dreissena polymorpha is the source of this 1515-nucleotide messenger RNA. Its product is annotated as tyrosinase-like protein. The transcript is spliced from 5 exons. The record is from RefSeq and is a predicted model, not a curated record. Gene Ontology annotation, molecular function: oxidoreductase activity. Bases 1 to 1437 code for a protein of 478 amino acids. Lineage: Eukaryota; Metazoa; Mollusca; Bivalvia; Myida; Dreissenidae.